Molecule: messenger RNA, 2525 nt
Organism: Pseudomyrmex gracilis
Lineage: Eukaryota; Metazoa; Arthropoda; Insecta; Hymenoptera; Formicidae
Product: solute carrier family 2, facilitated glucose transporter member 1-like
Exons: 8
Coding region: 706-2274 (522 amino acids)
Biological process (GO): monosaccharide transmembrane transport
Cellular component (GO): membrane
Molecular function (GO): hexose transmembrane transporter activity
Source: RefSeq, a predicted model, not a curated record
UGAGUACAAUUAUGUCACAACGCGAAUAAUAUAUUAUUACAGUAAUUACUUUUAUUAAUACAAUAAUACUAUAACUCUCAUUUUCGCACGCGCGCUAUAAAAUUCGAAUUUGUUUUAUUUUGAUCUCGCGCUGCUUCAAAUUAAAAACUUGUCAAAGAAAAACUUCCAACAAUGUAAUCACCAGGCGAAAAAAUCGUUUGACGUUUUAAUGUAUAAUUUUUGUUCUUAAAGAAAAUUUAUUUAAAUUUCCAAACACAGUGUCUUCACGUUAAUGAAAUAUCUAAUUUAAUUUUGAUUCAUUAUUGAAUCAAAACACGAUUGAAACCACCACUCAACGGUACGAUUCUGUGACCUCUAUAUUUCCAUUAAAUUCUGCUACAAACACGCGCCUUUCUUUUCUAAAGAACGAGCAUCUAUAAGCGAAGCGUUUUAACACGCGUUCUUAUAAACUGCUCUUUGUGUAUAUCAAAACUCAAACGACGCUAGUCGUUGGCUAUUCGGAUAGCGGUCCGUGAUUAUCGCGCGUUAACCAAUACACGGACCUCGUCGUCGUACCUCCACGACAUCGAUAAUAAUUCCUGCUCCGUGUCGAAAGGCGCGCACUGGUGUCAGUUCGACCACGGUUUGCGUCGGUCUCGGUUGUGCAUUCGCUCUCAGGCACCUUCUCUUUGUGAUUAAAGUAAUUUUUGUUCGCGCCAAAAAACGAUGAAAGACACGACGGACGAGAACCAAGAAACCGACGUAUCCGCGUUAUGCAUCGACGUGUCGAAGGUCAAAUCGUUGAACGGAGAACCAAGGAAGUCUGAAAGUAACAACGUGCACGAUGCCGACCCCGGAGGAUGGACCCCGUUGCUGGUGCUGGGCGGUGCCACUUGCUGCCUGGGAUCGGCAUUACCUGCAGGAUUCAACAUAGGCGUCAUGAACAAUCCUGCUUAUCUGAUGAUAUCCUUCUGCAACGAUAGCGUCAGGGAAAGAUAUAACGUACAGUUAUCUGGUCGCGGGCUUCAGAUACUCUGGUCAGCCAUAGUAUCGGUUUUUCUACUCGGCGGUGUGUCUGGAUCCCUGAUCGCCAGUUGGCUGAGCGACAGAUUCGGACGAAAAGUCGCGCUACGCGUCGGAAAUAUCUGCGGUGUCGUGGGAGCUGUUUUGUUCCUGCUCGUUCGAGUGACCAACUCGGUCGAGCUUUUCUUGAUCGGUCGAGUGAUUGUUGGACUUUCCGGCGGUUUGGCCACUUCUUUGCUUCCUAUGUACAUGACGGAAAUAGCGCCGUUAAAACUGCGCGGCUCCGUUGGGGUUUUGUGUCAAUUGGGCAUCACCUGCGGCGUGCUGAUGGGACAAAUUGCCGGACUCAACACUGUUCUGGGCACUCCGGAAUCUUGGCACUUUCUUUUAGCCUCGUUUUCGCCAUUGUGCGCCGUUGCAUUCCUGUUGACUUUUGUUCUGCCCGAAAGUCCGAAGUAUUUGUACAUAAUCAGAGGAGAACAAGGAAAGGCUCUCAAAGAACUCCGUCGUUUGCGCAACAUGGAUAUAAUGCUCCUGCAAAACGAAAUCGCCAGUUUGCAGCACGAACUCGCGACAAGAUCGACAAGUGAGACGUGGAACAUCAAGCGUGUUUUGAACGAUCCGGUUGUGAGAUUGCCGCUGUUUUUGGUGUGUUUGAUGCAAUUUGGCCAGCAACUCACGGGAAUUAACGCGGUUUUUUAUUACUCGAACGCAAUUUUCGAAGUCGGUCUUGGAAUUAACGCCGCUCAAUAUGCGACUUUGGGCACAGGCUUAGCCAACAUCAUCAUGGCAAUCGUUUCGGUGAUGAUAAUGUCGUCAUUCAGCCGAAGAAAAGCGUUGUUUCUGAGUUGUUACCUCUGCAUAGGAUGCCUCGUCAUCUUGUCCAUCUCCAUCGCGCUAAUUAUCGUCCCAUUCAUGCAAUGGGUCUGCACCAUCGCGGUGUUGGCGUACGUUGUGUUUUACGGUAUCGGUCUCGGCCCGAUACCGUAUUUCAUCGGUUCUGAAUUAUUCGACGUGGGUCCCAGAUCUGCCGCCAUGUCACUUGGCAGCGUGUUCAAUUGGGGCGGAAACUUCUUGGUCGGCAUGAUGUUUCCUUCGUUACACGCGGCACUCGGCCCAUACGUUUUCUUAGUCUUUGCCGGAUGCACGUUGAUCGUGGCGCAAAUCAAUCAACUCUACUUGCCCGAGACCCGAGGUCGCAACACGUCGGAUGUAGCGUCACUCAUGACCCGAGGCUUUAAAUCAAGACCAAACAGAACACUUGCCGCCUAAACCUAAAUUAACGCGUCAUGUUAACUAAGUACUUUUGAUACGGUUUUUUAUAAUGAAAAAUCAUACAUCCCGUUUCAUUGCGACGCGAUAAUCUGCGAUAAUGCUCAUAACUCAUUUAUCGUGAACGUCAAAUAAUCUGAUAGAUUUUUGUGACGUGAAACAUCCCUGAUAGCCACCUGUCUGUGUUUUUGCUGUCAUGUUGCCGAAAACAAAACGCUUGAGUUUUCAGCAAAUUUAGAACAAGGUGAGUC